CAUCUUUAUUCUUGAUAUCGUUACAUUCUCCCCCAUCUUCCGUCACGCAAGGCUCAAGUAUUUGCCGUACAUCAACCUCUAGACUUUCGCACACCUAUCCAAAAUGCCCAGAGGCAAAGCAGGCACUGGACGCCUCAGGCCAAUCUUCAGAGGGCUCAACAUAGCCAUAUCCGGCACGUUCCACGACCAAUGGACGGACACCAAAAUCUCCAGAUGGGUUAAUCUCCGGGCCGCCGAGUUCAGCUGGCGGAUGAGUGAAGACGUGACACAUCUCGUCUGCACGAAGGAGGAAUUUGACAAGAAGGGGCCCAAAGUCAAACAAGCACUCGCACGGGCGUACAAGAAGGACAAAAAAUGCCAUAUCGUCUCCUUGGACUGGCUUGAAGACUCGCUCUUCAAGGAGAAGCGUCUGCCCGAGGACAAGUACUCUCAUGUGGCGACGCUUAAAGCCUUGAGGGACAAAGCGAGACUAGAGAAGAAGAUUGCGAAGGGGGUAGAGGAGGAGGAUAGGGCUGUGAAUGAGAACUUUUACAAUGUCUACUGGGAUCCCACCGACUUCUUUCAGUACAACAUAACCCUGUCCAGAGAUGACGAGGAGAUGGGUAUCCUUGGGGAGAGAUACGUGGUAAAGUUUGGUCCCUUUAGGCUUGAAAGACAACUAACAUCAAGAAAGCUGUACGAAUCCAACGCCCUCCCUCAUCUCUACCACGUGGGCGUCAGAUACUACAAAAGCAAAAAGGACACCAUCCCGAAGCUCCACCGACUUAGCGAGACGCCGCGUGACUUUCAGCGGGAAUACGAAUCUUUCAAACGCUUUUUCGAGAUCAAAGUCGGAUACCCGUGGGAUGAGAGACUGAUCAGGGGCGUGGGGAGCUUGGGGGCGAAGUUCUUUUCUUAUCAGCCACCGACGGGCGGAAAACCAGUUGGUUGGGUCCCAGAGGAAUACCUCCCCAAGGAGCCAACUCCGCCACGUGAGGAAGAAGUCAACACCAGCUCGGAGUCUAUGCCGAACAGUCAACCUACUUUGGUACCCAACCCUGAGGCAGAAAUCAACCCCGGCUCCGAGUCUAUGACGAGCGCUCAACUUGUUCUGUCUCUCAGACCCAAAGUUACUCAUGAAGAAGUGCCUACCGCUCCGUCGCAGGAAGGAAGUCAAGAUCAAACGCAUCAGAACGAUCACAAUCAGCACCACCAUAAUGAGUCUCAACUCACUACUAUUUCUCCUCAUACGCCCCGGCACGACACACAGAAGAAUACACUGGAAACUUGCUGCUAUAUGAAGACAGCGGCGGCGGAAGUGUCAUUGCCCACACAAACUGCAGACCCCACUGGAGGAAACGCAACAGAGUCACCGUAAUACCAGUGGUGGUGGAUGUUGAGGCACAGGUUGUCGUCUAGACAAAGUUGCGAUUCAACGCCGGGAGUUGGCGAACGGACACAACAGACACUUUCCGAGAGGAGACCUCAGCUCAAAGGGAAAAAAAACUUGACAGACGAAUCGGACAGGUAUUAUUGGACUUUAGGGACAAGGGCGCGUGGAAGGAAGUCAUAGGUAGGGGAGACCGAGGACAUACAUAUGUCAGCUCAGCAAAGCCGAGGCGGAAGUUUCAUGGGGGACGGACGAAAUGCAGACGGAUGGUCGGUCCCUUGGACGGGUAUGCCAGGCAAAA
Neurospora tetraspora is the source of this 1670-nucleotide messenger RNA. RefSeq lists its product as uncharacterized. The transcript is spliced from 5 exons. The record is from RefSeq and is a predicted model, not a curated record. NCBI's taxonomy places the organism in Eukaryota, Fungi, Ascomycota, Sordariomycetes, Sordariales, Sordariaceae. Bases 104 to 1357 code for a protein of 417 amino acids.